AACACAUCUGCGGUAUACAUUCAUCUUUGUCUUCUCACUUCUCUUCUCACUUCUCUCCCACUAUAUUCUCUCUCUUCUCCCUUCCUCAAUUCACCUCUCUCUCUUUCAUCCUUCUUUGUCAGCUUUCUACUCCACCCUUUGAUUCUUCUCAAUCAGCCUCGGUUCUGAGAAGCCUCUACUUGUCUCUACUUGGUUUCAACAUUUCCUGGAUUAACAGCCCAUCAACCGACUCAGCCUUCUCACGUCACAAGACACCACUUCAUAGCCAGAUAACACGAUGAGUCGCAGCCACGGGCCUGACUUAAUUCUCAUGGACAGUGCCGACACCCUCGUUUACAUCGACGACACAGAACCACACGAUCGGUCAAGGUAUUCCUUGCAACCACAGCGCGCAGUUACAAUCCCCCACAGAGUCCAUAGUCAAAGACUGCUGUCCACGGGCUCUGCCUACUUUCGCAAACUAUUUGAGCCUAGAGCUCAGUCUCGAGUUCUGAAGCGUUGCAAGCUAGAUGGGACGUUGCCUGACGGUGUGAAGUUUGUCAUUGACCUCACGCCGCCCACCACAGAUGAUGAAGGAGUGAGGUUUACUACAGAGCUUUCGUGUCCGCUGGGGUUACGAAAAUGGGCUCUUGCACAAAAUCGAUGGACCCUCCCAUCUCACCUUGUUGGUGGCAUAGACGAUGGACUCGAACACUCCAGUAGCAGUGACGAGCCCGGCAUCCCUGUUGAGUAUUCAGAGGCUCGCAACCGCCGAGGGAUCGCUCAUGUCCUCCAAGCCUUAGAAGGAUUCAAGCCUCAGCUUAACACUCCGUGCAAGCUCUGGACGUUCCUUGCCUUGGCUAAGCUGUAUGGCAUCGCUCAUCAUCCAUGGGUCAAGGUCCCGAUCUUGACCUGGAUUUACGAGGGUAGGAACUCUCUACUCAUUGAAAUGCACCCAGAGAUUGCAUACGGGAUUGCUUGCUCUAUCCAAUGUGACUACUUGUGCCAGGACUCAUUUUCGAUCUUGGUCGGAGAGGCAUCUUUGCGAUUGAUGGCGGAGCCGAACGCAACACUUACCCGCCCUUGGGAUUCGCACGAGACUCUCUACGGCCGGGUUCGGGAGGUUCUGGAUGAUGAGGACCGGCAGCGAGUGGAGUAUGCCAGUCAAAGCUUCAAGGACCAUGUCAUUGACACUUUUCUUGAGCUCGUUGGCAGCAAGAUGCAAUGGCUGGAGAGAUUGCCUGCGGUCCACAAAGUGCUCUUACACGAAGCAGGCGGCCCUCCUUGUCCUCUUGCAUCUGAGCUCAUCAGAUGUCUCAAGAACUAUGUGCGACACCAUGUUAUUGAUGCAUUAAAUACCGACCUGGUAACUUGGAAGGAGAUCUCAGUGCUUCAUGAGCCCGAUGAUGAUUACCCGGGAGAGCGAUUUCUGAAAGCUUAUACCAAGAUGCAUUAUACCGAGCGCAUUAUGAGCCGAACUUUCUGGAAGAACCUCGGGUCAAAAAAUUGGAGCAAUCUCCUACCGUCAGCCUUCGUGUAUCUGCGCUCAGCCAACUCCAUCGCAAGUCAGUCGGUCGCCGAUCUGGGCCGUCAUCUACAGCCAUUUCGGGCGCAGGAAAAUACCAAGAUCGGACUUUUUGACACGGGUGACUUGGUUGGAGAAGUCAACCGUUACAACGCCCACACCGGCUCCGGUCGUCCCGUUUAUGGCGCGGAUCUCAUUAUUGUAGGCGACACUGGAGAGCUGGAGUCAGCAUGGAACAACACCCUGGGUCAUCUCUCGAGCGAAGCACCCUCCGGUCCAAUCUGCCAUCUCGGAGGUCUCUAUCCGGAAGGGUACAUUGACUUUAACCCUCAGGAUUUUUUCAGCCAACUUUCUUCCUAUCUGCACUCAAUAUCAGACAGGAUGCGCGGGUCCUAUCGAUCUGAGAUGGAUCAGCUAAUUACCGACUGUGUCAGCUGCCUGACUGCGAAUGAAGUGAAGUAUCUUCCUUUGUGGGCGGGAGGUAAUGACGAUGGUUCUGGAGGUGUCUUCGCCGACCUUGACAUUCCAAAUGCCGAGCUUGCAGGGUUCGCGACGCCGGGACCGGGGAUACAUAUGGGAAGCUCGGUUGCUUCGAAGCCGCUCUCAGACUACUCUUCCACCACUUAUGAGAGUACGGUGCAAGCUGCGUCGCACGGGGCGACAGGCGGAUUUGGUACGGAUGUCAUGUCGUUCAGCAUGGCAAGCGAAAGAAGCGGUAUUGAACAAUGUAUUGCAGAUUUUGAAGACUUGUCACUUGAAGAUGCGAUCCAGCCACUCUAGGCUUAUACACUGAGAUGAAAGGAAGUUUAUCUGAGAUAUUACAGAGAAAAAUCUAG
Molecule: messenger RNA, 2340 nt
Organism: Aspergillus aculeatinus CBS 121060
Lineage: Eukaryota; Fungi; Ascomycota; Eurotiomycetes; Eurotiales; Aspergillaceae
Exons: 1
Coding region: 278-2284 (668 amino acids)
Source: RefSeq, a predicted model, not a curated record